Molecule: messenger RNA, 1752 nt
Organism: Durotheca rogersii
Lineage: Eukaryota; Fungi; Ascomycota; Sordariomycetes; Xylariales; Xylariaceae
Product: cytochrome P450
Exons: 5
Coding region: 1-1752 (583 amino acids)
Molecular function (GO): oxidoreductase activity, acting on paired donors, with incorporation or reduction of molecular oxygen; monooxygenase activity; heme binding
Source: RefSeq, a predicted model, not a curated record
AUGGCUUCCAGAUUAUGGCUAGUAGCUUUUCUCCCGUUGAUAUAUAUAAUUAUCAGGGUGCAUCACAGAUACAAGCUACCACCCGGCUCUCGACCACUGCCGGGUCCGAAGUCUUACCCUCUGGUUGGUCGUGUGCACGAUGUCCCGGCGGAGGCGACGUGGCUGAAGUUUUACGAAUGGAGCAAGGAGUAUGGCCCAAUUUACCAGACGGAGAUGUUUGGCACGGUCCAUGUCUGGAUAUCGUCAGAACGCAUCGCGCAAGAUUUGCUUUCGCGACGAGCAGCCAACUACUCGGACCGGCCCCAGAUUCCUAACCUCCCGGACAAUCGGACAAGCGGUCACUAUCUCGCACUCAUGGGCCGUAACGAGAUAUGGAAACACCAAAGGAAGCUGUGCCAGCAGCUCAUGAGCCUCUCGGCAAACGCCCUGUUACAUGGUUAUCCAUCGAAGGAGAGGGAUCGUUUCCUCUAUCUACUCUCUCGGGACGCGUCUCAGUAUCGAGAAUACGUCGAGCAAUUCACAUCGCGCACGGUGUCUCGCCUUUCAUGGGGUACCCCCCAUCCUGCCCAGCUUCUAAGAGUUACCACUCUCGGCCUACUCGAGACCAUCUCUCCGUCCGGCGCUCUCCCUAACGUUAUAUCCUGGCUCAUGCACAUCCCUACUUUCCUAAGCCCGUGGAAGCAGAAGGAAAAUGCACGGCACAGGCUCGAAGCUGGCCUUUUUAGGAGUAGUGUGAGGUCCGUACACGAUCGUAUCGACGAGGGAGAUGCAGAGCCUAGCUUUGUGCGCUCGUUUAUCAGCACACUAAGCAGGCCGGAAAACGGAGGCAAAUGGGGCACCGUGGAAGACGCUACCAAUGUCGUCGGCCAGAUGGCCAUUGCGGGGGCGUUAACCAUCGGGAGCCCGAUUCAGAGCUUUAUUCUCGCCAUGCUACACUACCCUGACUGGCAGAAGAAGCUGCAGCACGAAGUAGACACUGUCUGCGAGGGGAGAUGCCCCGAAUGGAAGGACCGCGAGAAGCUGCCGCUACUCCGUGCUGCUGUCAAGGAGGUCGUCCGGUGGCGUCCACCAGUUCCGACAGGGAUCCCACACGCCACAGAGAAAGACGAUGUGUAUAACGGUUACUUCAUCCCGGGGGGUGCGACCAUCCACGCGCUAGAGUGGGCUAUUACUCGAAAUGAGACCACCUACCCGGAUGCCGAGACAUUCAAUCCAGACCGCUGGGUGAAUCCGAAAUAUCCCACGUACAAAGAGCCCCUAAGUAUAUAUCCAAAUCUUAACGGCUUUAGCCAAUUCGGCUUCGGCCGUCGCACGUGCCAAGGUGUACCAAUCGUGGAACAGGACUUGUUCCUCUCCAUGGGCGGCAUAGUAUGGGCCUUCAACCUCCGAAAGAAACGCCGCCCGGACGGCAGCGAGGUGCCAGUGCAUUGGAACGACUACACACCAUUGCUCAUCGCUAAACCGGCACCAUUCGAAUUCGAUGUUGUGGUGCGUGACGACGAGAAGGCGACAGCUUUACAACGGAUGUGGGAGACGGGAAAGGGAGACGACGACGAGGAAGAAGAACAAAACCAAGUGCUAGAGCAGGCCAACAAGGACGACAUUGUGGCGUCCCGUGAGGAAGACGUCGCCAGCGACCGCGGCAGCGACACUAGCGCCGCCCCGGGAUCUCUAGCGGAGUCAACCGCUUCGGCUGGCACGGUAUCGGACGGCGAAAUUGGGAUUGAGAGACGGCGCAUUUACGUAGACUAG